Oreochromis niloticus (Nile tilapia) is the source of this 859-nucleotide messenger RNA. Its product is annotated as ADP-ribosyl cyclase/cyclic ADP-ribose hydrolase 1-like. Lineage: Eukaryota; Metazoa; Chordata; Actinopteri; Cichliformes; Cichlidae. Gene Ontology annotation, biological process: positive regulation of B cell proliferation. The record is from RefSeq and is a predicted model, not a curated record. Gene Ontology annotation, cellular component: plasma membrane. Gene Ontology annotation, molecular function: phosphorus-oxygen lyase activity; NAD+ nucleosidase activity, cyclic ADP-ribose generating. The transcript has 8 exons.
AUGACCCCAGGUUACAUCACUGAUGAUGUGUCCAGGGGCACCAGAGGACAGGACUGUCAAAAUUUAUGGGAUCUCUUUGAGAAGGCUUAGGUGAACAAGGAUCCAUGUAACGUUCCAAUGGAAGCUUAUGAUCCCCUGAUUGCUGCAGCCCCCUUCAAACCAGACUGUAACAAAGUGAUGUUCUGGAGCGACAUGAAGGAUUUGGUCCAUGAUUUAACUGAGAAGAGAAAGGACUGUUUUUUCACUUUGGAGGACACUCUGUUGGGAUCUGUCCUGGAUGGUCUGAUGUGGUGUGGAAAAGAAGGCAAAAACGGUACUUUCUCUAGUGGGUGCCCCGAAUGGUCAGAGUGUGAAAACAACCCUGUUCGUUCAUUUUGGAGAAGUGCCUCUGCUGCUUAUGCAGAUGCUGCCUGUGGUGAUGUCACGGCAAUGCUAAGCGGGUCCACCACCACACCAUUUGAUCCUACAAGUAUUUUUGCAAGCAUUGAGGUGAUGAGGCUUAAAGCCCCUGGGGUCAGUAGCCUGAAUGUUGUUAUGGCCUUGAAGAAGAACACCAAAUCAGACUGUACAAAUGCAUCCUUGAAGAAUUUACAGAAUCAGUUAGAUCCAAACAUAACAUACACCUGCAAAGACGUGGCUGAACAUCGGGUUGAGCAAUGCGGGUCCCAACCAGAGAUAACGUGUGGAGCCUGCUGGUGAAGACGUGUGAUUAGAUCAGACACAACACAGUACCACUGAGUAUUUUUGUACAUGUGAAAUAUAUUUGUCUAAUGAACGUCUCUAACACAGCUGCUAUCUCCUGGUUGGCAGAAUAUGUAUUAUUGUCAAAAUAAAUGUUAACAUACGAGAUUGUAAACUU